AUGCUUUUUCUGCCUUGUGGGUCGUCGGUGGCAGUCAACGGCGCGUCCACGCCCUUCCAGUAUGAUGCGAACUCCACGUUGGUGGCCUUGGACCGGUCAAAAUACCUCAACUACGAUGAGAUGACCAAAUGGCUCCAGAAAGUGGAGGAGAAUUUCCCACACAUCGCCCAGCUGCAGUCCGUCGGGAAGUCGGUACAAAAGAGGGAAUUAUGGGUGAUGAGGCUCAGCAGGAAUGUGAAGGAGAGGGAUCUGGCCGAGCCCAUGUUCAAGUGGGUGGCGAAUAUGCACGGGAAUGAGGCCUUGGGUCGUCAGUUGGUCUUGUUCCUCAUUGAAGAUCUCGUCACGAAGUACGGGAAGGAUGAGAGGGUCUCCAAGCUUCUAAAUAAUACCGAUAUUUAUAUCAUGCCAAGCAUGAACCCAGAUGGGUUUGAAAAAUCUCGGGAAGGAGUCUGUGAUCGUGGUUCUGGGAGAGAAAAUGCCAACUUUGUAGAUCUGAAUAGGAACUUCCCAAGUCAGUGGAAGCCUUACACUGAGGAAACAUUGGUUGUGGGACGGGAGCCAGAGACUCUGGCAGUGAUGACCUGGAUUGUCAGCAACCCUUUUGUUUUGUCAGGCAAUCUCCAUGGAGGAGAUUUGGUUGCUUCCUAUCCAUUUGAUGAUUCAAGGAAUGGUGAGACAGCUCCAGGGUAUAGUCUAUCUCCAGAUAAUGAUGUGAUGAUCCACCUGGCAAAGACAUAUGCUUCUCAGCACCCACAAAUGAAGAAAGGGGAAGGCUGUGAUGGAACAAUCUUCCCUGAUGGCAUUGUAAAUGGUGCUCAUUGGUAUGAUGUUGUUGGCAUCAUUCGAGACCGUGAUACCCAGAAGCCAAUAGCUGGAGCUGAAAUUAUAGUUGAUGGGAUCAAUCACAAUGUGACAUCAACAGAACAAGGUCAUCUGAAACCAAAGGUUCCUCCAGUCACUCCUGAGAAUGAAUCAAGGAAACUUUAUGACUGGCCCAGUGAGGGAUUCCAGAGUGAGCCAGUUUUCCAUCACAGGAACUUUUCUCAGCUUCAGCUUCUUCUGUAUCAUUAUGCUGAAACCAGAAGGGAUUUAGUGCGCUUAUACUCCAUUGGGAAGAGCGUAGAGGGUCGCAACCUGUGGGUCAUGGAGAUCUCUGAUAAUCCUGGGCAGCACGAACUAGGAGAGCCAGAAUUCAAGUACAUAGGGAACAUGCAUGGGGAUGAGACAGUGGGAUAUGAAAUCCUUCUUACUCUCAUUCAGCUCCUAGUUGAAGGCUAUGGACGAAAUGAUCGGAUCACAAAACUUGUUAACUCCACACGCAUUCACAUCAUGCCUACCAUGAAUCCUGAUGGCCACGAGAAGGCCUUGCAUCCUCAGAUGGGAAAUGAUGCACGUUCGAAUGCUCAUGGAGUGGAUCUGAAUAGAAACUUCCCUGACCGGCUAGACAAACCUGGGAGUCAGCAGGUUCAGGAACCAGAGACUGCAGCAGUAAUGAAAUGGAGUCAAGCUAUUCCAUUUGUUCUCUCAGCCAACAUGCAUGGUGGAACAAUUGUUGCCAACUAUCCAUUUGACAACUGUGCAGGACAAUGUCAAGACAAUUAUUCAAAGUCACCUGAUGAUGCGGCCCAUACAAAGAUGCAUGAAGGUUGUCCAUGUUCCAAAGGAGAAUGCUUCAAGGAUGGCAUCACAAAUGGGAACCAUUGGUAUGAUGUGGAUGGUGGGAUGCAAGACUGGAAUUACCUUAAUACAAAUGCAUUUGAAUUGACCAUGGAGUUGUCUUGCAUAAAGCACCCAAGCAAUGAGUCUCUCUUAUCAUACUGGCUUGACAACAAAGAAGCACUAUUGACCUACAUGGAACAAGUGCACACAGGGAUCCAUGGUUUUGUCAAAGAUGAAGAGACGGGAGAAUUCAUCAAAAGUGGCAAUGUCAGUGUUGCUGGGAUUGACCAUGUCAUCAGAGUGGCUCCUGAUGGUGACUUUUGGCGACUUCUUAUCCCAGGGAUUUACAAUGUCACAGUCUCUGCCCUUGGAUUUGACCUCAGUUAUGAACCAGAGACACAGCAGGUCAGAGUUCCAUCAUCAGGAUCAGUUCAAGUGAAUUUCACCCUGAACCCCAAUCACAUGAUCAAGUGGUCCCACCAAAAUGACUUUGGAUUGGUGGAGAAUAUGCAAGGAGAGCGCUACCUUGAUGAAAAUGAAUUGAACGAUCUGAUGUCACAAAUCCAGGAUAGGCAUCAGAAUGUCAUGGUUUUCUUCUCUGGUGGGGGUGGAUGGAGCAACUACAUCCAUGGUCUUCGGAUUUCAUCAAUAUCAAAUGAAGAUGAACACUCAGCAAAUAGCAUUGCUCUGCUAGGAGGAUUAUACGGUGGCCAGCCAAUUGGACGGGAAAUUCUCAUUCGAUUGGCAAGGCAUUUAGGGAAAGGAUAUGAGGUGAAUGAUCCUGCAGUCAUGAAAUUGCUCCAAAACCUCAUCAUUUAUAUCUUCCCCUACUUUGACAUAUCAGGCUUUGCAAAGGCUGAGCUUGGUGAAUGCACUAGCAACCCUCAAGGCGAUCUAGGAAGCAAUUUCACAAAAGCAUCUUUGCAGGAGAAUAACUUGGCUUCAGAUGCCAUCCUCAUGCUCCAAAGCUUAGACAUACAGACAUUGCUCAGUGUUGAGGCUCAUGGACGACGUGUGAGGGGGAAAGUCAUGUCCCGUGGAAAAGCAAGUGAAGUUUUGAAGAAUGCCAGUUUGGUGAUCCUUGAUUACAAUUACACUGUGCAAGUAGAUCCAAAGGAUGGUUGGUACCAUGUGGCCCUACCUCCAGGCAAAUAUCAACUGAUGGCUUCAGCAGAUGAUCAUCACGAGGACAGAACUGUGGUGGUAGUAGAAGCUGGGAAAGUGGCAAGAUAUGACUUUGAACUCAUAGGGAUGCAAUUGCCAAUCACACCCUAUCAUUCUGACAAAGCUCUGGAAGACUUCCUCCGGAAGGUUCAUAAGGAAAAUCCCAAAUACACCAAAAUGCACCUGAUUGGAUCAUCAGAGGAGAAACGGCCAAUCUGGGCCCUGGAGCUUACAGAAGAUGUUGAAAAGCUGACCCCUGCAAAGCCCAGUCAAGAGCUGAUGAUAUCCUUGAUUGAUUGGCUAUUGUUGCAUCAAGAGGACACCCGUGUCCAUCCUCUGUUAGAGGGAUUACGCAUCUUUGUGGUCCCAUCUCUAAAUCCAGAUGGAGCUUAUAGAGCCCUUGAUCAUUAUGGUCUAUGCAACUCUUCAAUUGGCUCAGACAAUGCUCAAGGCAUUGAUCUGGAUUCAUCCUUCUCAGUUGAUGGAAAGGGAGCUGUGGAGACCAAAGCCUUUGCAGAUUGGAUGAAGAAGAAUCCCUUUGUGAUGUCCUUGUCAUAUUUUGCUGGGGGGUUGCGAGGAGUUCAAAUCCCUGAAAAUGAGUCUGUCCCAACUGAACUGGCCAAAAUCUACAAUUCCAAUUGGAAUCUGGAGGGUCCUGUUCAAGGAUUUAAUUAUGAAGAAGAUGUGAUAGAGCUGCGUGUGGAGCUAGGAUGCUGUGUUGCCCCGCUAAAAGAUCAGCUAGGUGGUAUAUGGCUGCAGCAUCGUGAUGGUAUCUUGGCUAUGCUUCAUAGAGCUCUCUCCACCAUUAGAGGGUUUGUGACUGAUGAACAGGGACAACCAAUCCCUGGAGCCAAGAUUGAGCUUGAAGGAGGGAAGAUGACAAAAUCUUAUCAAAUGGGCCAGUUCUUCCUUUUAUUACCUCCGGGUCAAUACCAUCUCAACGUUAGUGCUUCGGGAUACUAUCCUUCCCGUCAGAUGGUGCUGCUACCUCCAGAUGCAGAGAGAAACCAAACAAGUCUUCAUGUCCAUCUCAAACGGGACCAAACUGUGGGAGGAAUGUCACGCAUGGCUUUCACAUUACUCACAGGGGCACUGUUGAUAGGAGUGUUAUUCGGAUGUAUUCUGUGCUACGUUGGAAGAAAGGAAUGCCGUAAGCGCCGCCGGGAGUAUGGCUUCAAUCAACUCAACAGCAAGACUCUUUUUGAAGAUGAGGACAGUGAUAGCGAGAAUGAACGAUUUCUUCGGUCGCAGAAUUUCAUGAAGGAUGCUCAGGAAAUGGUGUAUCAUGACCCAUCAUCUGAGUCAGAUGAAGAAAUCUUCUUCAAAGAUGGGAAGGAUGUCUUUCGCUGGGUGAAUGCAAUGGUCAAUGCAUUUCGAGUUUCUGAACUCCAAAUGCUUCUGGCAUUUGCUGGAAUAAAUAAGUUAGGGAAGAAAAAUGAGCUGACUGCUAGAGCACUUCAGCUCCUUGACUCUAAAGGUCAUUCAGAGCACCUCAAGAUGAAGAUUAGGGAAUUGUACAGGAUUGUCCGAACAAGCAAUUUGGUAACUCCUCCUGCUCCUGGAGGUCUGAGUGGACCAAAUAUUACACCUCCUCAGAGAACCUAUACUUGCUAUCAGCCAUCCACAGAGGCCCAGCGAGCCUUACAGGGCCAAAAUCCAUACCUUCAGUCAAUGAUAGCUGGAAAUUCCAUGAUAAAUGCAUUGGGACGCCUGCCAGACAGAAACCCUUACAUGGAUCCCAACCGUCCACUGCUACCUGGUGGUGGUCCCAUUGUCACCGCUCAAAAUUCUUCUAAUGCUGCACUUCCAAAUAUGAAGCUCAAGCCCCUUCCCUUUUAUGAAGUCAUUGGUCCAACAGGACCAGAUCGUAACCAAAGCAUCAGAUGUUCCUUCCUGUUGAGUUGUUCCAGGGUGAACAAGAUCACUGAGAACAGGGACAUCACACAGGAACCAAAUCAGAUGUAUCCUUUCCAGCUCCAGUUGAGACUGUGCCUGCGAGAAGGAGGAGUCCAGCCAGAUGCCUACCCACUAAAUCUCAAGGUUCAGCUGAAUGGAGCUGCUGUCCCAUUGCCUCUUUGCUACUUGUGUCCUGCUUUUUAUCACUGUCAUCAUGUGACAAGUCCCUUUGAUCUUUAUUUUGAGCAGCCAAUCAUCCCAGCCACUCGACAAGGGGCAGACAUUCGCCGGCCUCCACGUCCUCUCAAUAUCACUCAUCAAGCAUAUCUUUCACCAAUGCUCUCUAAUGUCCUGGACAUAUUUUGGAGUGCAGAAUCAAACAGAAACUUCUGUGCUUCCAUAUGGCUGGUCCGAAAGAUAACACCAGCUGAGUUGUUGCGGAAGUUGAAGGAACGUGGGUUCCGACCCAUUGAACAUUCCAAGAAUCUCAUUGCACAGAAGCUGGCACAGGAUAUAGAUGAGGAGCUAAAAAUGACUUCCUUACGUGUGAGUGUCAAUUGCCCCAUCACCAAGUCUCGCAUGAACUACCCUUGCCGUGCUGACCCCAACUGCAAGCACAUCCAGUGUUUUGAUGCCCUCAACUACAUCUUUAUGAAUGAAAAGAAGCCAUCCUGGAUAUGUCCUGUCUGUGAAAAGCCUGCACCCUUUGAGGAGCUUAUGCUUGACAAGUAUUUUGAUGAUGUGCUGAAGUCAAACAUUUCAGCUGAAGACAUUGAAAUCAAGGCAGAUGCCACCUGGGUCCCCUUACUUCCAGAAGAUGAGAAGAGGGAUGGGAAAGUUGAUGGCAAAGUUACUUCAACAGCACUCAAUGUCCUGAUGGAAGCAUUUCUCCGGCGGUCAAGGGAAGUUCUGGCAGCUUCUGCGAAAGCUCCAAUUCUCGUCUGCAUUGGCAAUGAAGCAUGUGAUCUUGACUCUUCAGUGUCUGCAGCUACAGUUGCUUAUCUCCUGAGCUUUCGUGAGAAGUCCAGUGCCAGAAAUGUUGUCCCCAUGCUUAAUAUCCUAAGGGAAGAUGUGCCAUUGCGAACAGAGGUUAACUUCUGGUUCAGGCAUAAUGGUUAUGAUGAACAAUUGCUUCUCUGCAGAGAUGACAUUGAUCUUCAUGACCUAAAAAAGAAAGGUCUGUUAAGACUUGCCUUAAUGGAUCACCAUACUCUACCCAAACAAGAUAAAGCUUUGGAGCCAUGUGUUGACUUGAUCAUCGAUCAUCGUGAGCGGGUUGCAACAGUACAGUAUCGACCUGAUACAGAAGUGGUAAUUGAGCCUGUAGGGUCAUGUACUACACUUGUGGCUCAGAGGUUCCUGAAAGACGCUCCAGAUUUAUUAAAGGGAGAUUCAAACCUUGUCAGUCUCCUUUGGGGUACUAUCCUGCUUGACACUGUCAACCUAAGCCCAACAGCAGGCAGGAAGACUGAUAAAGAUGAAGCUGUGAUCUUCGCUCUGGAAAAAAUCAUCGGAACCAAUAUGGGGAAGCUGAAUGCAACCUUGUUGAGGUAUUUGACGAAGGAGGAUUUCCGGGUGCUCACUGCUGGCUUAGGGACUGUUUCUGUGUCCUCAUCUCUAGAUGAUGGGUAUCGACUGACCAACAAUGGUUAUGAUUACCUUGCACUGAAGGCACUGGUAUCACGGAAUGUCAUCUCAGGGGUUGGAAGUCAGAUUGGAGUUGGGAAAGAGUCUGACAUCUAUGUGGUCACAAAUGAAGAGGGAGAACAGCUCUGCCUGAAGAUUCAUCGGUUGGGAAGGGUAUCCUUCCGGAAGAUCAAGGAAAAGCGAGAUUAUCAUGGCAAGAGGCAGAAGGCAUCUUGGAUCUACCUCUCACGCCUAGCAGCUAUUAAAGAAUUUGCCUACAUGAAAGCCCUCCACAACCGUGGAUUUCCUGUCCCAAUUCCAAAAGAUCUGACAGCACCUGCUGAAUCCUUAUGUGGUGAAUUAUGUCUUAGGGACUUCAAUGAAUUUAACCUGAUGCUGAGUGAAGAUGAGAAGCCCAUCCUGAUUGAUUUCCCUCAGAUGCUCUCUACAAGUCACCAAAAUGCCAAAAUGUACUUUGAGCGCGAUGUGACAUGCAUCAGUGACUUCUUCAAGAAGCGGUUUCAUUUUGAAUCUGAGCUCUAUCCAUCCUGGGAUGAUGUCAAACGUACUGAAGAUCUGGAUGUUGAGAUGGAGGCAAGUGGGUUCCGUAAAGCUGUUGGAGGAAGCAAUGAUGAAGAGGAAGAGGAAGAGGAGGAGGAGGAGGAGGAGGAGGAGGAGGAGGAAGAAAAAGGAGCAUCAGGUUGUGAAGAGGAAAAAGAGGAGGAACGUGGUGAAGGAAUGGAAGGGGAAGCAGAGGAAUAUAUAUCUGAUAAGUGUCCCAGAGGGGAUGUGAGGGGAGCUGGAGAUAUGCAAAAGAAAGAGAAAAAUGAAAAUGAGGGAAAAGACAAUCCAACAGUAGGUGAUUCAAGGGUGAAUCAGAUUCCAUCUUCAGAUUCAGAUUCUGUUUGUGGUUUGAGUUUCCAAUUGGAUGAAGGGAGAAGUGAAUGUGGAUACUCGAUGGCCUCCACAAUUGCCCCAAGUGAGAUCAAACGGAGGCUGAAGAUGGAACGAUCAAAACAAAAUGCUCGUGGAUCCAAAGUCAAAUUGAAAGGAGAUUCAUCAGCUGUUCUCCGCAAGAGAAGGGAGAAUGUUCAGAUUCAGUUUGCAUGGAAAGCCAGUCUCAUGUGUCCAUUCAGUCGAGACCCUGAAGUCCUUCAUGGAGUGCUGGAGAAUGUCACUUAUGGAGACCAAAGUGUUCUGGCACCUGCACUUGUUAAGGCAUCUGAGGUUGUUCAAGAUGAAUGGGGCUUCUCUGCAUCCUGUCAGGUCAUCUUAGUGACUGGAACUCAUCUACGGCUGACAGAGAACUCCAGUCGGAAGACACCUGAUGCCUCUUUUGACUCUCUCUUGCUUCCAUUCCCAUUCCCAGCAACCUUGAGCAUUCUCUGUCUUGGUAAUCAUGAUUCAUCUAUACUUUCCCCAACAUCAGUGUUUAUGAAACUGGUGGAACGUGGAGCUACACCUGGUGGUGUAUUUCUGCCCAAGAAGGCACUCAAUCGGCAGAGUUCAAUUCGGAUGGCCCAGGAUCUGGCAGAGAAGUGUUUUGCCUCAUACAGGGGAAUUCUUCACUGUGGGACUCUCACAUCUCAUGUCUCCUUGUCCCCACCUCCUCAGCCACAGAGGCAAGAGAGCGAGAGUGAGCUGUGCAUCAUAUCAAAGGAUCUUUCCAUCUGUGGUUUUCUGCAAAUCUCGGAUGUGUCUAAUCCUCCCUUUGUCUCAACCCAUCUUGUCCUUCCUCUUCUCCCAAGCAAGCAUGAACCAGGGGAACGUGUGGAUGAAGAUGAGGGAAGCGUUGCCAAUGUCUGCGUUCUUCUUCAUGGUGCCCUGAAAGUUCAAAGCAUGGUGGGAUUGUGUGAGGUUGGAAAUGAGUGGUAUGGUCUGAUAUACUCUUGGGCUGAUGGGAAGAAGAAAUCCAAUCUUAUGCUUUCCCUUCUGCCUCCAGGAUCCUGUCCCAUUCCUUGGCUUGGAGAUCUCACAAGGCUCCAUCCAGUUGAAAGUCUGUCCAAGAAUCCCUACGAUUCUGAAAAUUCAAGUCCUUUUCCUCUGAAACCAUCUGACAAGCGAAGCUAUGCCCAGAACUGCAUUGUAUGGAUUCAACCAUCAGGUCUGCAGGCUGAUGUGCAGAAGAUUCUCCGAAAUGCAAGGAAACUCCCAGAGAAGACACCACAGUUUUACAAGGAGGUGAACCGGGUGAGACGUGCAAGCAUUGCCCUGGGCUUCUUUGAACUAUUAGAGGGUCUGGCAAUGAUAUUGGAGAGAGAAUGUCCCCUCUUGCCAGCAUCAGCCCAUCCAGAAUGUGCACUCCAGCUCACACAUGCAGCCAAUGCCCUAAGGCAGCCCUCAAGUCGAGAUCCAAGGCAUCAACUCACUCCCCUCAGGACCCAAUUCAAUGUGAAUAUGGGGCCACAAGAAGCAGAAAAUAAGAUGCAUUUAUUGAGGAAGGCUGAGAAGAAGAAGCCGCAGGAAGAUAAAGCCUUGAAGAGAAGUCAUGCCCAGAAACCCCAUCAUCAAGAAGUCCAUCGUCUACCAUACACAACUUGUCUUCUCUUUGGGGCUGCAUUUCUCAUCGUCCUGUUUGCAUUCUCUUCUUUGGAUCCAGGAGUGAAAGUUCAAUUCAAUGAGAAUCGCUUUAUCUUCACUCCAGUCUCAGAUGGGAUCAGGCUACAGGUUACCUUGUCACAAGUUGAAGUGCUUACAGCUCAUCUUGGAUUGGAAGGGACUUCAAAGAAUGUUGCUCCAACGCACAAAAGCACACAUGAUGGAUGUCAAUUUCAAUAUCGUGAUGGAACAAAAAUGUCUGCCCAAUAUGAGGAUGACUGCAUUCAUGUCCAGUGGCAGGGACAAGAUGAGAGAGAUUUCAAGGAUUGUUUCAACAUUCAAAUUGGUGAUCACUGGUAUGGGGGAGGGGAAACGAUCCAGCAAGAAUGGCCUCUGGAACGCAUAUGGGUCUCUGAGGUUCCUUUUGUUACCAAUGAUAUGCUGAGUUUCAGUGCACGCCAUUUUGGCUCCCUGCUGACAAGCUACUGGAUCUCAUCUCGAGGUGUAUCGAUUCAUGUGUCAAAGGGUGUUCCACUCUUUUUUCGACUGGAGGAGGGACAAAUCUGCCUUGCUGCACGGAAGCGGGAGCCAUACCGCCUCCUCCGUCCAUUUCUUUCUUAUCACCUAUGUGUAGGCAAGAACAUAAAAGAUCUCCAUGUGAAGAAUCAGAAAAAGUUCUUUCAGGUGCCUGGAGAUAUGCCUGAUGAACAGAUGAUUCGACAUCCUAUCUGGACAACAUGGGCACUGUACCACAAAGAUAUCAAUCAGUCCACAGUUCUUGAUUAUGCAAAGAACAUUCAAAAGAAUGGAUUUAACAUCUCACAACUGGAGAUCGAUGAUCACUGGGAGACUUGCUAUGGAGAACACCAGUUUUCCCCUCAGAAAUUCCCAGAUCCAAAGGGCAUGAUCACAGAACUUAAGAACAUGGGGAUCAGGACUUCACUGUGGAUUCAUCCAUUUUUUAAUCCAGAGUGCAAGAUCUUCAAUGAGUCUCAGGUCCACUUUGUGAGAGGAACAGAUGGGAAGGUAGCCACCACAGGAUGGUGGAAUUCUCCAAAUGCAGCAGUUCUGGACACUACAAAUUCAGCUGCUGUUAUCUGGUUUCAAUCCCUUUUGGAAAAACUUCGAAAAGAGAUUGGGAUCCAUUCAUUCAAGUUUGAUGCUGGCGAAAGUCGCUACCUUCCUGAGAAUUACAAGCUGAAUGCAUCAGAGAAUGAUGUUCCCGAGGCAUGGACCCACAAUUAUGUCAAGAUGGCGGCAUCAUUCGGAAACGACAUUGAAAUCCGUUCUGGGCGGGACACCAUGGAUUAUCCUGUCUUUGUCAGAAUUCUUGACAGGGAUUCUCGAUGGGUUGCAGACACUGGCAUCAAGUCUUUGGUGCCUGUGGUUCUCACAUUUGGUCUUGUUGGUUAUCCGUUUGUUCUCCCUGACAUGGUUGGUGGAAAUUCUGACAUUCUUUUGUCAAAUGACAAGGAGCUGUUUAUUCGGUGGCUUGAGGUGAAUCUCCUCAUGCCAUCAGUGCAGAUCUCUAUCCCACCAUGGAUUUGGGAUGAAGAAACCCUGUCUCUGACCAAGAAACUUCUAGAAUUGCGGGCAUCAUUCAUAGAAGAUAUUGUACUGUUGGCCAAGGAAGCUGGGAAAACAGGGAUUCCUAUUAAUCGACCCCUCUGGUGGAUUGCACCCACUGAUUACCAGGCUUUCAUUACGUCUGAUCGAAUUUGGAUGGAAUCCCUUGAGACUCAGUACAUAUUCUCUCCAGUUUCAAAUGGAAUCAAGCUUCAGGUUACCAUGCCUCAGGUGGAACUUCUCACUGCUCAUCUUGGACUUGAAGGGGCUCCAAGGGAUGUUAUUCCCAUUAACAACAACACACCUAAGGAAAGUCAGUUCCUUUAUCCUGAUGGAACACAACUGUUAGCUCAGUAUGAAGAUAACUGCAUUCAUAUCCAGUGGCACAGUCAAGAUGGGAGGGACUUCCAGGAUUGUUUCAGCAUUCAAAGUGGUGAUCACUGGUAUGGGGGAGGGGAAACAAUCCAGCAAGCAUGGCCUCUGGAGCGUGUCUCAGUGUCUGAGCUUCCAUUUGUCACCAAUGACAUGGAUAGCUUCACUUCUCGCCAUUUUGGAUCUGUGCUGACAAGUUACUGGAUCUCAUCUCAAGGUGUAUCGAUUUUUGUAGCACAGGGCGUCCCCCUCUUUUUCCAACUAGAGAAGGGACAGAUCUGCCUUGCAGCCCGGCAACGGGAACCAUACCGCCACCUCCAUCCAUUCCUCUCAUAUCACCUGUGUGUAGGCAAAGACAUGAAGGAUCUUCAUCUGAAAAACCAGAAAAAAUUUUUUAAGGUUCCAGGAGGAAUUCCAGAUGAGAAGAUGAUUCGAUAUCCCAUCUGGACAACUUGGGGACUCUAUCACAAAGACAUUGACCAGUUCAAAAUUCUGGAUUAUGCAAAAAAGAUCCAGAAGCAUGGGUUGAGCAUCUCACAGCUGGAGAUCGAUGAUCAAUGGGAAACUUGCUAUGGAGAACAUAGAUUCUCCCCUCUGAAGUUUCCAGAUCCCAAAGGCAUGUUCAGGGAACUUCACAACAUGGGAAUCAGGACCACACUCUAUAUCCAACCUUUCUUUAAUCCUGAAUGCAAAGUCUUCAAUGAGUCUCAAAGGUACUUUGUCCAAGGAGCAGAUGGGAAGGUGGGCACCACAGAAUGGUGGAAUUCACCAAAUGCAGCAAUUCUAGAUACUACCAACUCAGCUGCUGUCAGCUGGUUCCAGUCCCUGUUGAAAAAAAUUCGUGAAGACUUCGUGGUCCAUUCAUUCAAGUUUGACGCUGGAGAAAGCCGCUUCCUUCCUGAAAAUUAUGUGUUGAAUGCAACAGAGGAUGAGGUCCCUGAGGUGUGGACCCGCAAUUACAUGAAGAUGGUGGCAUCAUUUGGAAAUGCCAUUGAGUGUCGUUGUGGCCGAGACACCAUGCAGUAUCCUGUCAUUGUCAGGAUUAUUGACAGGGAUUCUCAAUGGGUUGCUGAUACUGGCAUCAACUCCUUGAUACCUGCUGUUCUCACAAUUGGCCUUAUUGGAUAUCCAUUUGUCCUCCCUGACAUGGUUGGUGGGGAUAAUUUUGUGCUACUGUCAAAUGACAAAGAGCUGUUCAUCCGCUGGCUAGAGGUAAAUCUCCUCAUGCCAUCAGUUCAGUUCUCUGUUCCUCCAUGGAUUUGGGAUGAAGAAACUGUCUACCUGACCAAAAGACUUCUAGAAUUGCGGGAAGCUUUCAUAGAAGAUAUUGUGAUGUUGGCCAAGGAAGCUGGGGAAACUGGGAUUCCCAUUAAUCGACCCCUCUGGUGGAUUGCACCCAAUGAUCCCCAGGCCCUUGUUUCCUCUGAUGAGUUCUUGCUGGGGGAUAAAGUUCUGGUGGCUCCUGUCUUGGAGAAAGGAAGUGUCUUGAGAGAUAUUUAUUUGCCAAAAGGUCUCUGGUCUGCUUUUAGAAAAUCAGGGGAAGCUUAUGAGGGGCCUCGAGGUCAAAAGCUGCGGUGGUGGUGGUGGCUGUCCCCCAACGCGCGGGCCUACGAUGCAAUGCCAUUCUGGGUCAUAGGCCAGGCCUACAAGGCUGCGCCUUUCCAACACAUCAUCUUUUACUUUAAUUCGAAGAGCCUGAGAGCUGCGGUGGUGGUGGUUGUCACCCCAGUGCGGGAGGCCUACAACACUAUGUCAGUUCAGGCCAAAAGCUAG
This is a messenger RNA of Darwinula stevensoni, 12594 nucleotides long. The record is from the annotation of a GenBank genome assembly. NCBI's taxonomy places the organism in Eukaryota, Metazoa, Arthropoda, Ostracoda, Podocopida, Darwinulidae.